Molecule: messenger RNA, 2031 nt
Organism: Exaiptasia diaphana
Lineage: Eukaryota; Metazoa; Cnidaria; Anthozoa; Actiniaria; Aiptasiidae
Product: dual specificity protein phosphatase 10
Exons: 4
Coding region: 905-1522 (205 amino acids)
Biological process (GO): negative regulation of MAPK cascade; protein dephosphorylation
Cellular component (GO): cytoplasm
Molecular function (GO): MAP kinase tyrosine/serine/threonine phosphatase activity; protein tyrosine/threonine phosphatase activity
Source: RefSeq, a predicted model, not a curated record
AAAGUCUUGCAAUUAUUCUCAAGAUUGGUGAUAUGUGCGCAGUGUCAAGAUACGCGCGCUCGGCAUGUAAACAAAAGACAGAUGUGACAGAUACGCACGAUUAAUUCAGCGCGCGUGCAGUAAAUUURCACUGCAACACGUGUGUUACCCAGAUAAAAGGAAAAUCGAAAAACAGCUUUUAUUUGCUAUUUCCACUUGAAUUUGAAUCAAGUUUUGAAGUAAUUUAUCUUCAUUAGCACUUCUGCAUUGACGAUAAUGCGUGACUGCUUUCGCUUUCAUUUGGUUCAACAACACACCUUGAGAUUAAAAAUCUUGGAAAACCCCCGAAUGCAGUGGUGUAUUCAGUGAUGUUUCUGUGGUAACACCUCUUGUUUUACCGUUGAUAUAGUGUGUGCAACGCUGUCAGUAACUAGCAGUAGUAUAGUAGACUAUUUGUACUUUACUGAGGAUUAUAUCAAGCUUUCGACUUGUUUACGAAAACGAAACCCUUGGUUUUUCAAGUACUAGUGUCGUUGARCUUCAUUGCUGUAAACCAAAAAUGUGCUGUCAUGACAGAUUUUCCACGUCUGAACUACCAAGUCCUACUGUAUGCUUAGUCAGCACUUUUCCUUCGCUUUGAAAAUGAUUAUUCAACGAAAAGUGACUUUUAAUCAAUUCUUUAGACAACUACACCAUACCUAGAUAUCCAACGUGAAGCAAAUGAUUGAGCCAAAAUGUCAUUUUGUGAUGAGAAGCGUAUCGAAAGGGUAAAUUUUUGCUACCGGGGGUCACCUCAUCGAAUGAAUUGGUGCGAAUGGCUGAGCACUGAGACCUUUUCAACGCGCAAGCAGAAGCCUUUCGUAGAAGCGAUGAGGUUCACUAGUGGCUACACCGUUAGUACAAGGAUCAUUGCAAGCGUAUAAACAUGACAUGUAGAGUUGUAGUCCUGCCUCCCUUGAAGUUGCGUCCAUUGGGUGGUUUAAAGGAGUUUUGCAAGAACUACGGCAGCCUUUGUGAAAAUGCGUCUUCAAAAAUCUGCGAUGUGGUAACUCCCCCAACUCCACCCAUUUCAGAAUACUGCGAGCACAGACCGCGGGGACCUCCUGCCUCAGCCAUUUUACCGUUUCUUUUUCUUGGAAGCGAGGAGGGCGCCGCUGAUGAAGAGCUGGUUGAUAGACUAGCUAUCAAGUUUAUACUCAACAUGACGGAAAUGUGUCCGAACUUUUUCGUACACCGCAAGGACAUUCAUUACAAGCAAAUCAAAAUUAACGAUUCUUAUCAAGAAGACAUUGGRCAAUACUUUGARGAAGCAGUUCGGUUCAUAGAUGAAGCACGUGCCAAUGGAACGCGCGUACUGGUUCACUGUCACGCAGGAGUGUCACGUUCUGCGACUGUGACGGUAGCUUACGUGAUGAAGCACCUGGGCCUUUCGCUCAACGAUGCUUACAAGUUUGUGAAGGAAAAAAGACCGGAAAUUUCACCGAACCUUAACUUUAUGGGACAUCUUCUGAAGUACGAAAAAAACAAAAAGAAUACCGAAUAGACCUGUAUAGGACGUUGGAAGGAAAGCAAAGCGACCUCGUGCAUUUACAAAAGACAAAACGUCUUGCUGCCUUGAAAURUUUUACACUUUAUAAUCAAAAGCAAGGAAACGAAGAGUUCUAAAUAAUGUUAUGAAUACCAAAGAACACAAAGAAAAMGUUGUCUCGAUGUUCGAUACUCGUGUAAAUGUGUAACUUCCAUAGCAUGGGUUUGCAAGAUCUUUAAACUUGCAGUGUGGCCUAUAACUGCAGACCUGUUUUGACGAAACGCACAACGCAAUGUUCUGAGUGAAAAGUUAUACAACGAGUUUGACAAAACAUUUGUACAGAUACCGUUCAGAAUAAUGAUAAUGAUUCGCUCUGUAUCAGAGUUAAAGUAAUUUCUUAGACAUAAACUUAUUUCGUUAAGUUAAGCAUGAAUUUGACAAAGAAAAGAUUCAAUCGUUCAAGAUGGUGAUAUUGUUUAUAAAUUGAAAAGUUUAUAUAAUAAAUGAUAUUUUGGAAAAAAAAA